Messenger RNA from Neoarthrinium moseri, 1116 nucleotides. RefSeq lists its product as uncharacterized. NCBI's taxonomy places the organism in Eukaryota, Fungi, Ascomycota, Sordariomycetes, Amphisphaeriales, Apiosporaceae. The record is from RefSeq and is a predicted model, not a curated record. The coding region runs from base 1 to 1116 and encodes 371 amino acids. The transcript is spliced from 3 exons.
AUGGGCCGAAUCGUCGGGUUCAAUGUGUUCUGGGUAGCUUUGCUUGUUUUCUUCUGUCUGGGGACCUUUACCUUGACGUCGAAGAAAUGGCACGCUAGCCAGUACACGCCAACAGAGGAAUCUCGGGGGGAUACGUGGUCCGUGACGGCGGAACGACAGAGGGGGUCAGACAUUUUCAAUCAAACCCUCGGCUUCCACAAAGUCUUCGCCAUUGGGUUGCCAGAGCGAUCAGAUAAGCGAGAUGCGCUCACUUUGAUGUCGGCCCUCACGGGUUUCCGGAUUAGUUGGAUUGAUGGCGUGAAUGGCAGUGAGGUCGUUGACAAGGCCCUACCCUUGGGCUGGGACCGGCCUAAUAUGAGGGAUAGCAACCUCGGCUCGUGGCGUGGGCAUAUCAAUGCCAUGCAGAAGAUUGUUGAGGAGCGGAUCGGGUCCGCCCUUAUUAUGGAGGACGAUAUGGACUGGGACGUCAAUCUGAAGAAGCAGUUGACUCACGUGGCAUUUGCUGGGAAGCAAUUGCAGGUGGAUUGGAGUCAGGGGCCAGGUCCCCUGGGAGCCAGCCCUUAUGGGCAGGAUUGGGAUAUGCUUUGGUUCGGCGUCUGCGCGACCACUUUCGAUGAACACCUCCCCGAGUGGCUACAGAUCCCCUCCGAGCAGAGGGAUCCGCGCAAGGUCUUGAUUCACGACGAUCCCACCGUUCCGCCUGGAAGCCACAUCAUGGGAAACUUGUCCUUCAGCUGGCAGGAUUACCCACCACAGACCCGCAUCGUAUAUGUCCCCGGGGACAACAUUUGCAGUUACGCGUACGCUCUUUCCUACGCGGGGGCCGUGAAGGCGCUACAGUAUCUCGGCUUGGAGGGACAGCACAAGCCGUUUGAUAACCACUUGAGCGACCUGUGCCGAGUGAGGGCCAACGGAAUGCGAUGCAUCAGCGUGACACCAAGUCUGUUUGUUCAUCACAGGCCAAAAGGCAACGUGGCCGGAGACUCUGAUAUCAAUGGCCCUGGUGUUACUGAGGUUAGGAAAAUUGGCUUCACUGAGAAUAUUCUAUAUAGCACGCGCCUGAAUCUCCGCAAUCUGAUAACAGGAGCACGUGCCGAGAAGCAGUGGCAAGACUGA